This is a messenger RNA of Drosophila hydei, 632 nucleotides long. It is a transcript of the gene e(y)2b, whose product is annotated as enhancer of yellow 2b transcription factor. Gene Ontology annotation, molecular function: transcription coactivator activity; chromatin binding. Gene Ontology annotation, biological process: regulation of transcription by RNA polymerase II; poly(A)+ mRNA export from nucleus; positive regulation of DNA-templated transcription. The transcript is spliced from 2 exons. Gene Ontology annotation, cellular component: DUBm complex; SAGA complex; nuclear pore. The coding region runs from base 124 to 441 and encodes 105 amino acids. The record is from RefSeq and is a predicted model, not a curated record. Lineage: Eukaryota; Metazoa; Arthropoda; Insecta; Diptera; Drosophilidae.
GGAAAGGAUCGAUACCACAAAGCAGGCUUUGAAAUACUUAUUUGAGUGUAUUGAAAUGUACUUUGUUAUUAUCGUAUACAGAGUCAACAAAUACAGCGGUUCAUAUAAAUAAAAUAUUAAAUUAUGGCAAGCAGCAAGGAUACUGGCAUAGGAACCGACUCUAAGUUUGCAUAUAAAUCAUUUCUCAACACUGAUGAUACCAAGGAAUUAAAGGAUUUUCUAGAAAAGCGUCUAGUUGAUUGUGGAUGGCGAAAGGACAUUGAAGAAAUGAUACGGAACAAAUUGAAGGAAGAUGGCACAGCUAAUGUUUCACGUGACGAGCUUGCCAAGAUGAUUAUACCGGAUGCUCGCGCUAUGGUGCCCAAUGAAGUUCGCGAGGAAAUGAUGUUACGCGUUCGUGAAGUCCUUGAGGCUCCAGUGGCCACACCUGGUGGCAAGUAACAGGACUCCGAUUGGGGCGCCUGUUAUCAGAACUUCAGCUAGCUCAAAUUCAAAAUGUCCAAGAAAAAAAAUACAUAGUUUAAAUUCUAGCACAUUUGUUGUGGUUUAUUAACGUGUAAUUAAGUAAUUGUAUAUGUACAUAUGCUUACGCCUGCUAAUGCUAAUUACGAAUUGCGCCAUAAGUUGUACAA